This is a messenger RNA of Acyrthosiphon pisum (pea aphid), 2498 nucleotides long. RefSeq names its product kelch-like protein 2. Gene Ontology annotation, molecular function: protein binding. The transcript has 12 exons. The record is from RefSeq and is a predicted model, not a curated record. The coding region runs from base 490 to 2277 and encodes 595 amino acids. NCBI's taxonomy places the organism in Eukaryota, Metazoa, Arthropoda, Insecta, Hemiptera, Aphididae.
CUAUGUACAACCGCGUUACGUUUCAUAAGAGAUAAGAACGUAUACAAUUUGCAAUAUUAUUGUAUGGGUAUAAUAUGAAUGUCAUGUAUACCUAGUAUUAAAAAUGUUUAUAAUAUCACACGUGGUAGUCUUGGAAUGCUGUUUCAGCAGAUUACAGAAAAGCUCGACCGACAGGUUCUCAUGGACGCAUAGUGUCAGCAGUGCAGUAAUAAGCGUAGUGUUGUGAGCUUGUCCAGAAAAAAUUGUCCUUAAUUUAAUUUAGACGUUUGAUUCCAAUAAACUGAGUGUAAUUUCAACAGUUAUAAAUUAUUUGUGUAAUUAUUUGCUCAAACCAUUCAUAAACAGUUUUAUAAGUUAUAACCACUGCAGCCACGAAUACUUCAAUCGUGGCGUGUUUUUUUCAGGUAGCAACAGGUGGCCAGUCCAUGCAUCAUAAAAUUCUACACAGAUAAUUCCAAACAAUUCGUACCAAUAAUUUGAAUUGACAAAAUGCAAAAUACAAAGCAAAUUCCGGAACCCAAUCGAUGUGAACCAGCUGUAUACGAAUAUAAGAAAUCGUCGUAUGCAGAUAUUUAUGAUGUGCUACAAUCCUUAAGGAAAGAUGAGUUUUUUUGUGAUAUUAAACUAAAAACAGACGAUGGUGUAGUUAUUUUCGGCCAUAAAGUGGUUUUAGCAUCGGCUAGUCCAUAUUUCCACGCAAUGUUCACAAACUUUUCAGAAAAGAACCAAGAUCUUGUUGUUAUCAAGGAGUUGGAUUCUAGUGCCUUACAUCUCUUAAUUGACUUUAUUUACUCUGGGAAAAUUAUUAUCACUGAAAGUCAUGUACAGGUUUUAUUACCGGCAGCGAAUCUUUUGCAGUUAGAAGAAGUAAAAGAAGCAUGUUGUGAUUUCCUUCAGGCACAACUAUGUCCUACAAAUAUUAUUGGAAUAAUUGCGUUAGCUGAUUUACAUAGCUGUACGAAAUUGUUAGCAAGUUCAGAACUAUAUAUUCAACAGCACUUUUCUGAGGUGGUAGAAGAGGAAGAAUUCUUGUUAUUGUCAUCCGAGCAAAUAGUUAAGUUGAUCUCUAGUGAUGUACUUACAGUCCCAUCUGAAGAAAAAAUAUUCGAAAGUGUUGUUCGAUGGGUAAAACAUGAUUUGGAUUCCAGAAAACAAAUUUUGCCCAAAUUAAUGGAACAUGUGCGUUUGCCAUUAACAUCGAAAGAUUACAUAUUAGAAAAAGUACUUGAAGAACCUCUUUUUAAAAAUUGUCUUGAAUGUAAAGAUUACGUAAUUGAAGCAUUACAUUUUCAUUUACUCAAGUCAGAUGAGCUUAUCGCCAUCCCACAUAACAUCCGGACGAAAACUAGACAGCCUGGUGGUAUAAAUAAUGUUAUUUUAGUGGCUGGUGGAGAAGGAAACGGUAAUGAAGUAUUGGAUACUACAGAAUGGUACGACCCAAAACUCAACCAAUGGCAAUCCGGACCAAAAUUGAUUACACCACAUUCCGGUGGUGGUCUAGCUGUAGUAAAAGAUAGUAAUAUUGUGCUUUAUAUUGGUGGUUUCAAUAACUCCCGUUCAAUUUGUCAGUCUGUCUAUUUACUAGAUCUAUCUUCAGAAUUACCUUCCUGGAAACCAACCGUUGACAUGUUAAUUAAACGAAACUAUUUAGGAGUUGGUAUGAUAAAUAAUCGUGUAUAUGCCGUUGGCGGUUAUGAUGGUAAGAGUUACUUAAAUAGUGCAGAAGUUUUUGACUGCAGAACUCAAAAAUGGCGUUUGAUACCUCGUAUGUCUAGUAGAAGAAGUGGUGUCGGGCUUGGAGUACUGAACGAUCUUCUGUUUGCGGUCGGAGGUUUUGACGGUAUAUCACAGCAGAGAUUAAAAUCAGUGGAAUGCUAUGAUCCCGGUCUCGACAAAUGGACACCAAUUGCAGAAAUGAGUUUAGGUCGCAGUUCUGUGGGUCUUGGCGUUUUAGAUGGGACACUGUAUGCUGUAGGCGGUCAUGAUGGAUUUAAUGUGCACAGGAGUGUUGAAGCAUACAGACCAAGUACGGGGGUGUGGACAACUGUCGCAGACAUGCAUUUGUGUCGACGCGGAGCAGGAGUAGCAGUAUUGGAUGGAUUAUUGUAUGUAGUAGGUGGUAGCGACGGGAGUUCUGUUCUGGAUUCUGUAGAAUGUUACAACCCCAACACCAAUACAUGGACCAUGGUCACAGCGUCAAUGAAUGUUCCACGAAAUUGUGCAGGUGUUGUAGCCAUUGAAAGUCCACGACAUUUUAAAACUAGUUGGUAUUCGUGAUUUUUUUUUUUUGCUACAAUAUAUAAAUAUUUUUUUAUAUUGUAUAAUAUUUUUUUUAAUAAUAUUCUAUUUAUUUUAUACUUUUUGAAUGGUUCGGUAAGAGGUUUCUUGUACCUACAGUAUAAAUUGAUAGCCAAUGGCAGGUCGCCAUUUGCUUAAUUAUCUUGCAUUGGAUACUAGAUUUUUUUUUAUAUUAAUAUUGUUCUUAUUUGUGUGAUAAU